CUGUUAGUCUGCUCAUAAUUUGGCUUUCAGGAUGACUCUAAAGUGGCAGUGCUGAAGGCUUUAGAAUCAGAAACAGCUUACAGAAAAGGAAAGGGCCAGAAGACUAAGCCUUUGAUGCAAAUAAUUAAGCUUGAAGAUGAUGGGAAUUUUGGGAGACUUCUUUCUUCUGCACCAGAGUCGGCACCAAAAUUGGUUGCAAUUGAGAAAGAUGAACAUAUUGUGAACAUGGCUAUUGUUUGUGAUGGUACACACAUUCUUCUAGAGACAGAUGAUUCAAUAGAGGCCAUAGCUGUGUUGAUUGGUUUGUAUUACCUUGCAGACCUAGAUUAUCCAAAGGCAUAUUCACAGGUGCUUGGGUUCCUUCAGCAAACUGUACUUCAGCAGCAGUUUGAUGGGCAUAAGAGCUAUGGAUUUGUUCAAUAUUUAAAGAGACUGAACAUGGAGAUGGAAAGAAAAGAAAAACAGCCAAUGUGACUUAAGUGAUCCAGCCAUCAUAAAGUGAAAAUUUGAACUUUACUUUCAUUUGGAUAAUUAUCAGUUUACACUGUUCAUUAUGUUUUACUGUUCAGCACUGAGAUAAGUCAAGCACGCUGUCUUACAUACAGCUCUUGUUGGACUUGGGUUAAUAUUAUAGCAAUGUUGGAAAUUUGUGUGCAAUUUUAAGUACUUUCAUAGUUUAUUGUAGGAAUGGCAACAAAUGCUGUUUUGGUAUUUGAAUAUUUGUAUGGAGCAUUCAAAUGAAAUCCAAUAUUUGAAUAUUCGUAUAAAAAUUU
This is a messenger RNA of Ruditapes philippinarum (Manila clam), 773 nucleotides long. RefSeq lists its product as uncharacterized. The coding region runs from base 115 to 474 and encodes 119 amino acids. The record is from RefSeq and is a predicted model, not a curated record. NCBI's taxonomy places the organism in Eukaryota, Metazoa, Mollusca, Bivalvia, Venerida, Veneridae. The transcript has 3 exons.